AUGGCCAUCUCGCCGCCGACGGAGUGGGAAACCAUCGCUGCCGCUAAGCGGGCAGCCUUGAUGAAGAGCAUCCCUCCGGAAUGGCUGAUUCCUACAGACAUCUUGCCCUCACAGAAGCAGCUGGAUGUCACCUCGUUCCCGGAGACGUCAGGAUGGUUCACCCCCCAGGAACUCCAGAUAACUUCAAGUACAUCAGAAGAGAUACUGGAGCGCAUCAGGAACAAGACCUGGAGUGCAAAGGCCGUCACAUCAGCAUUCUGUAAAAGAGCCGCUGCUGCACACCAACUGACAAACUGCUUGAGUGAGACGAUGUUUCCUGAGGCUCUGGCAGCUGCAGAGGCUUUGGAUGAAUCGUUGGCUCGGACAGGAACGGUCGUUGGUCCUCUUCACGGUCUGCCCAUCUCGAUCAAGGACAACUUCAACGUGGUUGGCAAAGACUCAACCGUGGGGUUUGUGUCAUGGUGCAACAAACCAUUGCAGCAAAACAGCGUGCUCGUCGAUCUACUGAAAUCUCUCGGAGCCGUUCUCUACGUCAAAACCAAUGUUCCAACCGCGAUGAUGAUGGCUGAGACCGUUAACCACACCUUUGGCAGGACACUGAACCCUCUGCGACUUACGCUGACUCCAGGCGGAAGCUCCGGGGGAGAGUCCGCGCUGAUCGCAUUCCAUGGGAGUCCACUAGGUGUUGGAACGGAUAUUGGCGGUUCCUUGCGAAUUCCGGCAUCAAACACUGGCAUUUUCACUUUGCGACCCUCGCUUGGUCGCUUCCCAACGGCAGGCUGUACCUCGGGACUAGCUGGACAAGAGUCGGUCAAUAGCAUUGUAGGACCGAUGGGGCCGACCUUGUCUGAUUUAAAUCUGUUCGCCAAAGCAGUGGUCGAUACACAACCUUGGCUCAAAGACCCGAAAGCCCUUCCCAUCCCGUGGCGGGACGUGAAGUUGCCAAAGAAGCUGAAGUUUGGUGUCAUCUGGAACGACCGGCAGGUGACGCCGACACCUCCUGUUCAGAGGGCGUUGAAAGCGACGGUAGAGAAGCUUCGACAAGCAGGACAUGAGAUUGUCGAUUGGGAUACAAGUAGCCACUCCACGGCCCUGGAGAUUCUAGGCCGUUUCUUUGUAGCGGAUGGCGCCAAAUCCUGCCGGAAGGCACUCGAGCCGGUCAAGGAACCUUUCUUUGCCGACAUGAAGGCCUACGAAGAGGCCAGCGAAAUGGGAUGCUAUGAUCUCUGGCAGCUGCAUCUGGAACGCACCAAACUAUGCCAGGAAUACGUCGAUCGCUGGGCGGAAGCAGGUAUUGAUGGUCUCAUCGGACCAACAACCCCCUUCAGCUCUGUCGAGCAUGGAAAGUACAAGCAUGUGGGGUACACUGCCAUUUGGAACAUCCUCGACUAUUCGGCGGUCAGCUUUCCAUCUGGCUUCACGGUGGACGCAGACAAGGACCGGGUCGCAGAGGACUUUUCACCACUCAGCGAUGUGGACAAAGAGGUGAACGGCGAAUACAACCCAAGCGCAGUCGACGGAAUGCCCAUCGGACUGCAGAUCGUAGGGAGACGGUUGGAAGAAGAGAAGACCCUGGCGAUGACGGGCGCGAUUCUGGACGCCUUGAAAGCUUAG
Molecule: messenger RNA, 1614 nt
Organism: Capronia epimyces CBS 606.96
Lineage: Eukaryota; Fungi; Ascomycota; Eurotiomycetes; Chaetothyriales; Herpotrichiellaceae
Exons: 6
Coding region: 1-1614 (537 amino acids)
Source: RefSeq, a predicted model, not a curated record